Pseudomyrmex gracilis is the source of this 1128-nucleotide messenger RNA. Its product is annotated as macro domain-containing protein CT2219-like. Gene Ontology annotation, biological process: purine nucleoside metabolic process; peptidyl-glutamate ADP-deribosylation; DNA damage response. Gene Ontology annotation, molecular function: ADP-ribosylglutamate-[protein] hydrolase activity. NCBI's taxonomy places the organism in Eukaryota, Metazoa, Arthropoda, Insecta, Hymenoptera, Formicidae. The transcript is spliced from 6 exons. Bases 251 to 1009 code for a protein of 252 amino acids. Gene Ontology annotation, cellular component: nucleoplasm. The record is from RefSeq and is a predicted model, not a curated record.
UUCGUUGUCGGCUGAAAGAUCAAGUACUUAUCACUCGUACGAUUGUGUUACCGCAUGUGUAUGCAAGAACCUGGACGAGAAAUCGAUGGUGUUUUCGCAGUUGUGAUUCGCACCACCUUCAUCUAUAUUCGCAAUUGUGCGACAACUUUGAUAUUUAUUACUGCGAGAUUUUUUUAAUCGCGACAGCUGCAUCGCUUACUUAAGUCGUUAACUAAGAUUUCUCAGAGCGAUUUUCACAGUAGAAAAAAAAAUGUUGACACCGCAAGCGACAGUCGUUAAUUACAUCUUCGGCAGACGCGUUUGUGCGCUACGGAGUUUCUUGAGAAGCAAUUUUUCGGUAUCGAUCAGUUCCAAGGGAAAUAUGUCGUUCGAGGAAGAGAAACAAAAAUUCUUGAAAAUGCCACCGGAGGAGAAGAGAAAAUAUUACAAGUCGGAAGUGACAACUCUGGAUCAGGUUCCAACAUUGCCGGAAUAUUCUGAUGAAUUUCAAUCAAACAUUGCUAAAAAAUUAUCAAUGUGGCAGGGUGAUAUAACGUCGCUUGAAAUAGAUGCCAUUGUCAAUGCCGCAAAUUCAAGUCUUUUGGGAGGUGGCGGAGUUGACGGAGCUAUUCACAGAGGGGCAGGACCAAAUUUAAAGAAAGAGUGCGCAACAUUGGGAGGAUGUAGCGUUGGCAAGGCUAAAAUCACAGGAGGUUACAUGCUGCCGGCUAAGUAUGUUAUUCAUACUGUUGGUCCUCAGGGUGAGAAACCGGACAAGUUGAGAGAGUGUUACGAAAAUAGUCUGGCACUUGCCAAAGAGCAUAAUUUGCGUACCAUUGCAUUUCCCUGCAUAUCAACCGGAAUUUACGGAUAUCCGCAGAGACCUGCGGCCGAAGUGGCUUUGUCAACGGUCAAAAAGUUUCUUCUCGAGAACAAAGAUGCUAUGGACAGAGUUAUCUUCUGUUUGUUUUUAAAAUCCGAUAAGGAGAUAUACAAAGAGCUGCUGCCAAAAUAUUUCGCCGUUGAAUGAACUCGUUCCCGAAUUUUCAAGAAUCUCGGCAAUCUUGUCUCAAAAAGUCUGUAAUAUUUAAUAUAUUCGCAAGAGGUUGUACUUUGGUUUGUCGAUAAAAACUAUUCAUACAAAAAACA